AAAAAAUUAUUCGAAAACUAGCAUUCUAUUGGAAUAGACACUUUAUUUGGGUUGAGGUAAUAUAUUGAAGCAAGUUGAUAACUCAACGCGAUACGAGGUUUUCUUCGAAUAAAUCAUUAAUCACGCACAAUAUUUCGGGUAGUUUUUUUUUCAUUAAAAUUCCGUGCAAUCAGUUCAAUUACUUUCAAUUUCUGUGUGUAACUCUUCGAGUCUGUAUACCUCUCCAAGUGACGUAAUUAGUGAAUAACCUUUACUGUGAAUAAUAAGUUCAAAAUGAUUCGACCAUCUUCUCUGAUAAGAAGUGAAUCAAACACACCCAGAAUUGAAGCAAAUGCUAUCAAUAUCAAAAAAGAAUCGCUGGACUGCGGUAUAACAGUAAUGAGAUGUUGUAACACACCAGCAUGCCAAAAACUCGGCACUUCCACAUUAUUCGUCACGCUACUGAUAAUUAUUGGAAUAACAUUGGGAGCAUCUGAGCGAUACUUUCAGCUAUCUGCAAGACAGGCAGCAGUUGAAUUGAAUUUUCAACCAGUUGAAAUAUUAGAUUGGUUGCUAGUUGCCCAUGGAAUAUUUCAAGGAAUUUUUGCAGUUGUGCUGGCAUAUUGGGGUAACAGAAUUCACAGAAUAUCGUGGAUCGGGGGAAUAUUGAUGCUUCAGUCAGCGUUGAGUUUGGCUGUUAUUAUACCGAUUUUAGCAAACAAUGACUCGUCCAACAUGACCAUCAUGGCUGCACCAAUGAAUAAUUUGUGCACAUCAACGACUAGUGGAAAUUUGACUGUGGAAAGGUCAUACACGAUCACAACAUUGAUACUCUUUUUCAUUCUGCAAUUCGGAAUCGCUGGCGGUAACAUUGUCUUCUUUACAUUAGCAUUCAGUUAUUUAGACGACAAUGUUCUGGCGCACAACAGCCCGGCACUUAUUGGGGCCGCAUUGGCAGCUCGCGUGUGGGGAUGGCAAUUCGGAUCGGCACUCAAUUUUGGAGUUGCAGAAACAUCACUUGGUUGGUGGCUCGGCUGGGCGAUCAUCAGUCCAAUGUUAUUCAUUUUAGCGUUCCUUGUGUCGCUAUUUCCGAAACGGCUUCUCACCACUGUCGUUCGACAGGCAGCCGACAAUAUCAUCGAAGUGGCUACCAAUAACAGUCAGUUGUCCCUGGCACCAAAUAAACUCUUGGCGGACAUUUCAUUUUUCAGUUCAAUGAAACGAAUGUUCACCAACAAGAUUUUGAUAUUCAAUGUCUUGGCGACGGUUUUCAUCGAGACUGCCAUCGUCAACUAUUUCUUUCACGAGAAAAACUACUUACAGUCUCGAUUUCUGUUACCGACAGACGUGUCCACGUCCAUUUCCAAUGAAUGGAUGUCAAGGAUUAUCACAACGCUCUUAAAGCCACCAAUAGUCGGAUUGAUGAUAUUAGUGGCUGGUUUAAUCAUAGCCAAGGCAAAUCCCAGUCCAAGAAAAAUAGCAGCCUGGAAUGUUAUCACAGCAUCUAUCGUAUGCGUUCUAUUCGUGGUCUACAUUUUCGUGGAGUGCGACCACAAUUAUAUUGCCGGUGGUGGUGGUGGAAAGUUGAUGCAUCCAUUUUGUUCGAAGCAGUGCAUCUGUGACAGCAAUGUUCCAUUCAGCCCAGUUUGUCCCAUAGACAGUGUACAGACGUUCUUCUCACCUUGUCAUGCAGGAUGCUCGUCGGAAACGAUUUUAAAUGGCCAACGGAUUUUCUCAAAUUGCUCUUGUGGUGUGGAUACAAUGCUGGUGUUAAACGAAGAAUCUGCUGUGUAUGCCACAGAAGGUGCUUGUGGUUUUACGGAUUGUCAGCAACUCUGGAUUAUAUUUCAAGUGUUGACCAUAUUUGGUGCGGCUCUUCUCGGUUCGGGUCUCAUUGGCAAUUUGAUUAUAACAAUCCGAUGCGUUCUGCCGCAAGAUAAGUCAUUGGCAUUGUCUAUGGAACUGUUUCUCGGUGGACUGAUCGUUUAUGUGCCCGGCAAAUUUGCCUAUCAAUUUAUUGCUGACGAAUAUUGCCAAUAUUGGUCUACAGAUCAGCAAAAAUGUUUCCUACACGAAUCGCCAACAUUUGGAAACAUUCUUAACAUUGUAACAGCUGCAUUGAUCGGUGUAUCGAUACUGUUCGAUAUUCUCGUAUUCAUCUUUGUGGUAGACUUAGAACUAUAUGGCGAAGAAAUUGAAGACAACAAUUAUCGAAUGAUUCCAAUGCAAACCUAUCCAUCCAACGAAAAUGCACCAAAUCAACAAGCUAGCAAUACUGAAGAACUAGUUCAACCACUACUGCACCAGUCAAACAAUAUUCAGCGAAAUAGUCCACAAAUUGACUCGAAUGUUUACGAACACGUCACACCAUACGCAACUAUAAUACCCACGAAUGCUUCCACAUCCGUAACGGCAUCGCCUCGACCGCAGCAGCCCGUACCGAAUAAAAACCUCACCUACGCACAAAUUGAAUUCCCAUCCACGUCAAACGGUCAACAUCAAGAAAAUUUGAAUUUUCGGCUUCAGACGAUAAACGAUUCCGACACGGAAUCCGAUAUUACACUAACCAGUCCAAAUACGAAUGGAAUGCCGAGGGUGUUUGGCAGUGACAUCAAUCCGUCGGUUGGUGACUCCAGUGAUAGAGAGUCGGACGCGAAUGUUAUUCGGCAAUUGGAAAGUUCGAUUAGUUCGUUGAGUGGAGUGCAUGAAAGUAGCACCAGUCCUCCGGUAAGGAAUAAAAUUAAUGUUGAAAACAGUAUUCGGCAGCGGCCGUUAAGUCCUGAAACUGAUUUCUGAUUUCAAAUUUCUGUUUGCUGUUUGUAGAAAUAGGUAAAAUGAUUUGUUUUGUUAUUAUUAUCGCAUGUGUGUAUCUAUUGAACUAACAACUUCUUUCAUUGCCUUAAAAGAUUCUUCAUAAUAAUGUGAUUCCUGUGAUAGUGCCUGAUUUUAUCUGAAUGUUCUUUUCUAUCAGACCAUAUCCUCCGCAAAUCAACACCUUUCCUGAUUCAAAGGUUGAAAACAUUCUUACAUUUUAACCUAUUUUAGAAACUUAAAUCCGUUUACAUAGACCCUGAUACAUAACAGUACAAAACGUGAGAACUGGAACUUCCAGUUCCUAAUCAUUUUCCAACAAAGUAAGUUUGUAUGACUAUCAGUGACUAUUUUCUGGAAAACAUUUUCUUGAAUUUUUUCAC
Molecule: messenger RNA, 3173 nt
Organism: Bradysia coprophila
Lineage: Eukaryota; Metazoa; Arthropoda; Insecta; Diptera; Sciaridae
Gene: Oatp33Eb
Product: Organic anion transporting polypeptide 33Eb
Biological process (GO): transmembrane transport; sodium-independent organic anion transport
Cellular component (GO): basolateral plasma membrane
Molecular function (GO): protein binding
Source: RefSeq, a predicted model, not a curated record